CGUUAUGAAGUCGUUGUGAGAAUCUCCAAUGUCCUACAGCUCCACGUUUUUCAAGGAGAUUGUAUUUGUUUUUGCUCUAACGUUGAGAAUAGACACUUAAACGUGACCAGGUAUUGCAUCUAGUUACAGAUUUGUUGUUUUUGGAGUGUUAAUCUGUUGUUUAGUGAAUGUAAAUAUGUGUGUUGCUUUAGCUAAGGCCUGUUAGUUAACCUGACAAUAGAUCGAGGUGGGCUGGGAAAGUUCUCAGAUGAUACAGCUUUACGUCUGGUAAGUGUCCACAGGGAAGUCGGUCGUCACAAUGACAAAUCAAGAAGGAGAGGGAUGGGGAGGCAUUAACCUUUCACCUCACCUGCACACAGACGAGUGCAAUGAACUCAUAAACCUCCUGAGACAGUGCCACAAAGAGCACAAUGUCAUGAAGUUCUUUGGCACAUGUAAUGACAUGGACCGUGCCAUGCGUCACUGUCUGAAGAAAGAGCGAUUGGAAAAACGAGAGCGCAGCAAGAAGCACGCAGAAGAAAUGAGGAAGAGGAUAAAGGAAGGACCCAAGCAGUUUUAAUACAUCCACAAAUAUUGGGACAUAAAAGUGAACAGGAGACGGUAUGCAAGGCUCCCAUGACUGGUUUUCUGUCAACGCAGAGGAACACUGAUGGUUAUGUUUCUUUCUAAAUUUGAAGUGUGAUUUAUAAUAUCAUUUACAGCUGAUCGCAUCAUCAUCUGCUGCAAAACAAUGUCAUUAUGCCAUUGGUUUGGUUGGUGCAAAGCUUCUACCUCUGUAAUUACAGAGUAAAUAUUGGAAUCUGCUCUAAGAGCAGAUGCUAAAACAUGCAGGUCAGUUGGAGAAUAAAAGUCUAGCAUUUCAGAUAAACACUGUCUUUCUUUCUCUUCUUUAAUGUUUAAUUGAUCUUAGAAUUUCUAUUUUUUCUUUUUACUUUAUUUUAACGUGAUGGUUUCAGUCGUUGUACUUGUUGACUACACCGCUCAGGAAUCUCUCUGCACCCGCUGACAAAGAUGUUUAUUGUUGUGAAAGUUUGUUGAAUGGGAAUUUAUAUUGUUUCCAGAUUUUUUGGUUUUAAAUAAAAAGUCAAAUUCUCCAUC
Molecule: messenger RNA, 1098 nt
Organism: Xiphophorus maculatus (southern platyfish)
Lineage: Eukaryota; Metazoa; Chordata; Actinopteri; Cyprinodontiformes; Poeciliidae
Gene: cmc2
Product: C-X9-C motif containing 2
Exons: 5
Coding region: 299-559 (86 amino acids)
Cellular component (GO): mitochondrion
Source: RefSeq, a predicted model, not a curated record